ACUGAACAGAACUGUUGUCAAACUCCCCCUCCUCAGUCUGACGAGGGGAAAAAUGGCGGACAAACACUGAGUCUCCACCAGUUACAAAUAUCAUUUUUGCUAAACAAGACGGAUAAUCGGGCAGCUGGUCCCUUUAACUGGAGCGCCGUCCUUCGUUGGCGGCAGAAAAAAAGGCGCACUUUUAUUGAAAAAGCGGCCUGUUGAGGAAAACUUUGGACGUGGGGAUGGAGUUUUAAGAGUGGAGGCCAGUGUUGUUUUGUGCCUUGUCACAUUGGAUCAUGAGGAAACCUGUGCCACAGAAAGCAGUUGAGUGGAAAGAUGGCAGGAGAUUCAAGCAUUCGCGUGGUGGACGUCCCCCCCGGCCCCCUUCUCAGAGUCAAGCACAUUUCAGUUGGGAUAAAUACCUUAAAGAAACGGGGGCCAACGGGGCACCGGCUUCAUGCUUCAAACAGAGCCUCACCCCGCCUGUCAAUGAGUUUAAGGCAGGCAUGAAGCUGGAGGCUCAGGACCCUCGAAACAUCACAUCCACCUGCAUCGCCACAGUUGUGGGACUGACAGGAUCACGGCUGCGGCUUCGCUUGGACGGCUCUGACAACAAGAACGACUUCUGGCGUCUGGUGGACUCUUCAGAGAUCCAGCCUAUCGGCAGCUGCGAGAAGAAUGGGGGGAUGUUGCAGCCGCCACUAGGUUUUCGCCUCAAUGCGUCCUCUUGGCCCAUGUUUUUGUUAAAAACACUCAAUGGAGCUGAGAUGGCACCGUCUCGCAUCUUUCACAAGCAGGAGCCUCCUGCCCCGGAGCACAACACAUUCGAAGUGGGCAUGAAACUGGAGGCCGUGGAUCGUAAAAACCCGCACUACAUCUGCCCAGCUACUGUGGGUGCACUGCGAGGAGUUGAGGUGCUGGUCACCUUUGAUGGGUGGCAAGGCGCUUUCGACUACUAUUGUCGCUAUGACUCGCGCGACAUCUUCCCAGUGGGCUGGUGUGCCCUCACAGGGGACAACCUGCAGCCUCCUGGCACCAAAGUUGUGUUACCAAAGAACAUUGGACUAUUGACAGAGGGUAGUGUGGAGAACCCAGCAAUGCACCGAGUACCGGGCACCGUGGGUCGACCUGCAGGUCAAAGAGGACGAAAACCAGGCCGCAGGAAAACCAAAAAAACUGCGUCAUGGAAUCAAAAGGCCUCAGAGGAAGGGAUCCCCUCAAGCAAAGAUGCUGGGCCCAUCAAAAUACACAAGAAGCGUGGUCCCAAACCUGGAAGUAAGUUGGGCUGGGCAAAGAGAGCCGGCUGGCUGGAAGCAACCAUGACCGGGCCUGGGCGGCCUCCCAUAGGGCGCCCCAGGGGCCGGUUGCCAAACAACUGGGCGAAGAAUCUAGUUCUCCAGGGUGCUGAAAAUAAGGGAAACCAACCAAUCAAAAUUCCAAAGAAAAGAGGGCCCAAACCUGGGAGCAAGAGGAAACCACGGGUGCCACCGAAUCCAGUCCCCACAUCACCCACCAGCAGCACACCUGAGCCUGACACAAGCACUGUCCCCAUGGACAAUGCAACAAUCCCCUCCUCUGCCCUGCAGGCUCCGACAGUUUGCGUGUAUCUAAACAAGUACGGCAAGGUAGGACCACAUUUAGACCAGCAUCGUGUCCAGAGGUUGCCGGACCACUUUGGGCCAGGUCGGGCCGCCUCCGUCCUUCAACAGUGUGUCCAGGCCUGUGUGGACUCUGCGCAUGACCAGAGCUCGGUCUUUACCUGCCUCAAGUCUGGUCAAGGGGGCGAAGUUAUCUCAGCCUUUUUUGACCAGCAGCAACACACACUGACCCUGCCGACGGUCAGCAGCGUCACCUACGUCCUCCGAUUUCUGGAAAAGCUUUGCCACAACCUUCACUGCGACCCUUUGUUCGGUAGCCAGCCAGUGGCUAGAGGUGGGCAAUACCAUGAAGGUCAUAUGUACUCCACAGGGAAGUCUGCGGAAGACAUCUGCAUAUCCGAGCACUUAAAGAGGAGUCCAAACUCCAUUUCUCCAGCAAACCUGCUGCAUCAUAAUGCCAUGGGCUCUGGAAAUUUUCGGAACAGCUCCAAGCCCAGCAGCCAGGACCCAAACGUGUGGACAGUGGAGGAAGUCAUGCAGUACAUCAGGGACAUUGACCCAGUGCUGGCACCACACGCUGACCUUUUCAGAAAACAUGAGAUCGACGGAAAAGCACUGUUAUUGCUGCGAAGCGACGUGAUGAUGAAGUAUAUGGGUUUAAAACUCGGACCAGCACUCAAGCUCACAUUUCACAUCGACAAGCUCAAACGGGUUUGAGUCCGUCCAGUGGCAGAGUCGCAGUUCUAUAUUUUAUUUUUUUAAGUGUGUGUGUGCUAACUGUUUAUUUACUCCACAUAGGCUACUUGAUGAGGUUUGACUGACUCCCAAUUCUGCAGUAAGACUGUAAAUUGGGUUUAAGAAGGAAUGAAUCAGUCACUCCUGCAUGUUUUGUUCUAAACCAUACUAUAUUUUCAACACAAAAAAAUGAACGUAUCGUUGAGAACAAUGGGUUAAAAGCUGCAUGACUGUUUUUUCAUGGGGUGUUUUUACAACCAGCAGCUAAACAGAAACAAUCACACAGAGGUCGGCAGCGCUGGUUCUGCACCAUGAUCUGCUUCAUUUUGUGCCCCACAUUUUCAUGAAUCUGGGUGUCUUGUUUCCUGUUGAGUUGAAUGUGCUCUAAAGCUGUUGUUUUUUCAGGAUUGUUCAUCAAGAUCUUAAUAGGGCAAAUGUAAAGUGUGCCAAGUUUGUGUCGCAUUGGUCGCCAUGGUUACUGUCGCGCUGCUUAACCUAAUUACAGAUGCUUGCAGUGUCCCUCCAUGCAUCUGCUUCAGAUCAGAGCAGCACUCGUGCAAAGACAAAUCAUGCCUCUGUUUAGUGUUAGCAAAACUGGAAUUUCUUUCUUGUGCCAUGACAAAACUGAAGCUGGAUAUUUGUGGUUCUACAGGAAGCGUGAGACAAUGUUGUUUUACAUAUGCUUAAUGAUUUUAAGUAAUUUUUUUCCCCCUCUUCAUUAGCGCUUAAACAGACGUACUGUGUCAAUAAGGGAGGUGAAUCAUUGAGUGACAGGCGGAUGUGCAACUUACAGUUGUGAUAAAAAUAGAGCAGCUUAGUAGGAAAGAUCCUCUCUUUCCCUGCAUCACACUAGGCCAUAAACCGACCAACAAGCACACGCAUACAAAUCACAAUUACUUCAUUCAACUGAGGCAGAACAUAGGGCAGACUUGUCAUAUUCAUUUCCCUCCACUCAUGCUACUGGUCCCAUAAUGCACUGCAACAAUCGAGUCCUUUACUCCUGCUUAAACAAUCUGAGGUUUAUAUUCCUGUUUAAACAUAAUCAGUUUCAGAAAUAUCGAUAUAUUCUUCUGCUGUCUUCAGUGUGUCUUCGUGAUUGACCCCUAAAAUGCUGUCUCUGGAUGUUUCCUAUAGGCAGAGUUUGAAAGACUCUUCAGUCAGUUCAGUGUUGAGUCAUGAGGUCACCAAUGUGAGGGUCAACAGGAUCAGUGAUUGAUCAGGAGGUGGACUAGCGUGACAGGUCAGUAACUAGAAGAAGUUGUCGGUCGUUGAAUUCUUUUGUGUAAAUGUGACCUGUAUAUGACAGGGUUUGACAUUUCAGUUAGCUUCUUAUUCACCUCAUCCAAUGAGAACGGUGCCUCGUGUAGCACCCCCGAGGCAGAGUUCUCCGUGGCACACAGCCAUUAAACAUGACUUAUUUCUUAUAUACAUUUUAUACGUCUUUCGAAUCCCGAUGGACUUGUGUUUUUCAUGGUUCGACCGAAAGAACCCUAAACUUAAAAUAAAAGAUGAAUAACAUUCGUCUCAAUUGUUGGGAUCAUUUCUAAAUGAACGCCUGUUUUUGAGGCAUCAAUUUUGUAAUAGAAAAUAAUGUUUAUUCUGCAAGCAAGAAACGUUUUUUCCGUGUUGUUUACAUGGUCUGGUAUUUGUUAUUUGUACUUUUUUUAUUUUUAUACUAUAUUAUUAGAGUCCUAUUCUUCAUAUUGUCCAAUAAAUAUAUAAUUAUACAACAUUGUGUGAUUUGAUGUUUAAUUUUCUUCCUGCCACUUCCUUCCUAGCCACCCCAG
This is a messenger RNA of Synchiropus splendidus (mandarinfish), 4102 nucleotides long. RefSeq names its product polycomb protein SCMH1-like. Gene Ontology annotation, biological process: regulation of DNA-templated transcription. Gene Ontology annotation, molecular function: protein binding. Lineage: Eukaryota; Metazoa; Chordata; Actinopteri; Syngnathiformes; Callionymidae. The transcript is spliced from 16 exons. The record is from RefSeq and is a predicted model, not a curated record. Bases 279 to 2297 code for a protein of 672 amino acids. Gene Ontology annotation, cellular component: nucleus.